AUGUCAAACACACAAGCAACAAAACAAGCUCUCUCUGAGCACAAGGUCAUCCCAGAUGUCCUUCCAGACAACAUCAACCUUUCCUACGACCUAACACUAGAAUGGCCAAACGCAAAGCUCGACACGCCAGGAAAAGAGCUGGAAAAUCCCGACACAAAACCUGAGCCCAAAGUCUUCAUUAACCCUGCACCUUCAGAGCCGCUGGACAACCUCGUCCUGAUGAUGGUCGACCCAGACCUCCUAAUGAAUAACGACACCUACUGCGGUCAAGUCCGCCACUGGCUCGUCACAAACCUCUCCAGCAACCCUGACGGCACGCUAUCCCACCAUGCCGCCGCUGAGCGCUCACCCUACGUGCGUCCAGCUCCUCUGCCUAAUUACCUCUAUCCGCGUCCACACCGCUACGUCUUCAUCCUCGCUCGCGCGUCUGGUAAGGUGGAAGUCCGGCCUGAGGAUUUGCGCGAGAUGCAGAAGGAGUGGGUGGCGGCUGCGCAGGGGAAGCAGGGUGAGAUGCAGGAUUUGAAGGAUCGGUGGGGUUUUAAGGCGCAGAGGUUGAUUGAGGAGAAGGGGUUGGAGGUGUUGGCGGUGAAUUUUAUGAGGGUGGGUGGGACGGUGGAGAGUAGUCUUGCGAAUGCGGCGAUGAUGGGGCAGGCAGUUAUUGAUAAAGUUCUUGGAAAGUAG
Molecule: messenger RNA, 681 nt
Organism: Alternaria postmessia
Lineage: Eukaryota; Fungi; Ascomycota; Dothideomycetes; Pleosporales; Pleosporaceae
Exons: 3
Coding region: 1-681 (226 amino acids)
Biological process (GO): regulation of proteolysis; regulation of Ras protein signal transduction
Molecular function (GO): peptidase inhibitor activity; phospholipid binding
Source: RefSeq, a predicted model, not a curated record